CUCUGUGCCUGUGCUUUCUUCCGUGGACCAGUGACAACGAGAAGGAAAGGAUUGUUGGUUGGGUCGCUUGUGUGUGGCUGUUCGCGGGAAAAAUCGUGGGGAUUUGAUGCGACGAGAUGGGCAGCGAGGCGGACGCGGAGACCACGGCUACCAACGCCGUGGAUUCGGAUGGAUCCGUUAGCUGGGAGGACUUUUUCGGAACGAGCACGGACUUGAUGCCCCAGCUGUUGGGAAUGUUCGACGAGCUAGCUCGUCGAGGCAAUGGCUACACCGAUCACGUGGUUCUUCCGUCUUCCUGCAACAUACCAGCGGUGCUGCAGAAGCGUCUGAGCCUGGUAUCCCAUCGAGGCUCCAUAUUCGGCCAGUUCCAUCCCGAAUUGAGCAAAUCUCAGCCGGAGGACAACAUGGCUGACCACUCAGCCCAGGAAAAUACUGUGAACAUAGUCGUAGCUGAUGACAUUACAGCUGAGAAGGAGAAUGACACGUCGCAGACGCUGGAGAAUAGCCAACAGGAUGAUAGAAACGAAUGUACGAUAGAGGAGAAGACUUACAGACGCGAAAGCAAUGGCCUGACGCCGCUUAGGUACAAUAGGCGAUGCAGAAAUGCUGGCAGACCGCUGUCUGGAAGCUCGGUCGCGUCCAGCACCUCCUCCAGCGGAUGUAGCAACCAGGGGAACGUGUGCACCAUCAAUCCUUAUUUGGCGUCAGUUGAGUCGCUGGCAGACACUUGCGCCAGCUCACAAGGUUCUGGGGAUAGUGGAGUAGUGACUGUGUUAGAGACCAACUAUCGAAUAGGAGACGAUGGAAGUGACCGAAGAAGAAAUAGUGCAGAGGAGGAUGAUCCAUUGUCCCAUAGGCCGCGUUAUUGCGAUCCGCAUAGAAAUCCUAUGGAAAGGGUGCUUCUUGAAAUAGUCGACACCGAAGCAAUGUACGUGGAACAUCUGCGACAAGUCAUCCAGGGUUACCUUAUAUUUUGGAGAAACGAUCCGGCAUCGUUUGUGCAUCAAAUGCAGCUGAGUGACUUAUUUAGUAAUAUUGAGGAUAUUUUUAAGUUCAAUAGAGAGUUCCUGAAAGAAAUAGAGAAAUGUGGCCUGGAUCCAGUCUGUGUGGCAAAUACAUUCAUAAAGCACAACUCAGGAUUUAAAGUAUACACAGAGUACUGUACCAAUUAUCCAAGGACAGUUUCCUGUCUAACUGACUUAAUGAGUCAAGAAGAAACUGCUCAUGCCUUCCGAGAAAGGCAAGUAGCCUUAGGUCACGCGUUACCUCUUGGAUCCUUUCUUCUGAAACCAGUCCAGAGGAUCCUCAAGUAUCACUUACUUCUAGAGAACUUGUCAAAAGAAUAUGCAGCGGACUGUGAAGUAAGAGAAAAUAAGACUGAAGGGAGUGAGGCGAUCGAAGCGGCGCUAGCCGCCAUGACUGGAAUUGCAAAGCACAUAAACGCAAUGAAACGAAGGCACGAGCACGCAGUGCGUGUUCAAGAGAUCCAAUCCCUUUUAUACGGUUGGCCUGGUCCAGAUUUAACCACCAGUGGCGAGCUGGUGGCAGAAGGAAGAUUCAGAAUGCGGGGUGCAAAAGCUCCUAGGCAUGCUUUCUUAUUCGACCGCAUGCUUCUGCUCACUAAAAAGAAGGAGGAUGGGCUUCUAGUCUAUAAAGCUCACAUCAUGUGUUCGAAUUUAAUGCUCAUUGAGAGCAUACCAGGCGAACCAUUUAGUUUCCAUGUAAUUCCAUUCGACAAUCGAAGAUUACAGUAUACUUUACAGGCACGAAAUUUGGAACAAAAAAGAGAAUGGACGUUGCAAAUAAAGCGGGUAAUGUUGGAGAACUGUAAGGCGGUUAUACCUUCGCAUGCAAGACAAUUGGUUUUGCAACUUGGCCAAACACAACCAGAAGAUGACGCUUUGGCAGAUAGAGGAUCGAUAAAAAAACAAUACUCUGCACCCCCAGAAUACUUAGACAAACGAAAACAGGAAAAGGAAAAACGAAGAUCAGAAACAGGACUUAGGCAAAAAUUUAAGAAAGGUGGCAGAAAGUCUGAGACUACAACUGAGGAUUCUCCAGCAUCGCCACGGAAAAAUCAAAACGAGGAUUCUAGCAUCAACGAUUCCAGGGAACAAGGGUUUAAAACUUCAGAUGGUCGCGGGUCAAAAGUCAAAGAUCACUUUACCGGUUGGAGAAGGAAAUCGGAGCCAGGUUUCCAGUCUUACGUGUGCCUUAACCAGUCUGACGAAGAGCAGAAAGAAGACACAGGUGAUACUGGAUCACCCACGGUUGAAACCGAAUGCGCGAUUAUUGAGAAUGAUAAACACACAAACUCACCACCGCCUGAAACCAAAGAGAACAAUGAACAACAAAGUCAAGCGCAAACAGUCGAGGAAAUAGUUGGCCAUAUUCUUAUGCAGAAUCAAGAAUUCCAAAAAUUGCUUGAGAAACAACGAACAAACAGUAUACUCAACGUUAGACAACAGCAACGUUUCAAUAAGCAUAUUUCUGCUGAUACAUCUGAUGAUAGUGACUUAGAAAACACGAAUUAUAUAGCAGACAACUCGGUCAAUAAUAGGAUAUCGCGGAUUAGGACGGGACAUCGAGAACGAUUCGUUAAAACGAAUAAUACUUGGAACUCAUUAUCUUCUUCUCGCGACCAUCAACCUACUCUUCAACUAUUAUACGAUAAUUUAAACAAAAUUGAAAAUAAUAAAUCAGUAGAUAGUAAUUCGAAAAAUAAGGUUAACCUUGUACAGGAGAAAAAAGCGUUGUUCGAGGCAUUUAAGAGACAGAGUAUUGUGACGGAGAGUAAGGUUAUUAAGACUGCACUUAGAAUAAGGGAAAACUCAACGUCGAGAAACGAAGAAGCAACAACUCAACCACAAAUUUCAACGGAAACCGAAGGUCAAAUAGUAGAAAACGAUAAAGGGACAACUCAGAAUGGUGAAUGUACAAAUGUAGCUAAGCAGGGAAUUACAGAACCUAAUAAAGGUUUUGGAAAUUAUGACAAUCUACAACACGUAUGGGAAGGUCUACAAGAAGAAAAGGACUUAGAUGGGAAUGAUAGUCCGACUCGCCCAGCAGUCUGGUUAACGAAACUGUGCGAAGGGUUACCAACGUCGCCACAAAAAUGUGGUUCUCUCCCACGAAGCUUUCAAAUCCAUCCUAACUCGACUCAAAACGUUACAAAAUCACGGUUUUUGCAGAGAGACGGCAAACCUAUGAGCGAGAGACCAUUUACAAUAGCUUCGGACAAACCUGCAGAGAUUAACUUAGAAGAUAUGGAGAGGUAUGCUUCUACAUGCCAACCGGAAGGAAGAAUUGCCAAGUUCCCGACUUCCGUUUCACUUCAACUUCAACGUCAACGUUCUUUUGUUCUUUGGACGACACAUUAACAGAUGACUAUUCGGAAGUCCAUAUGUCGUCGACAAACACGAAUAUACAUCCUGAUCAUAAAAUCUACAGAGCA
This is a messenger RNA of Eufriesea mexicana, 3454 nucleotides long. It is a transcript of the gene GEFmeso, whose product is annotated as Guanine nucleotide exchange factor in mesoderm. Gene Ontology annotation, molecular function: guanyl-nucleotide exchange factor activity; small GTPase binding. The record is from RefSeq and is a predicted model, not a curated record. Lineage: Eukaryota; Metazoa; Arthropoda; Insecta; Hymenoptera; Apidae.